Molecule: messenger RNA, 618 nt
Organism: Rotaria sp. Silwood2
Lineage: Eukaryota; Metazoa; Rotifera; Eurotatoria; Philodinida; Philodinidae
Source: the annotation of a GenBank genome assembly
AUGAACUCGAAUAAUAAUUUGGAUUUAUCAUCGAAAGAUGGAAAAACAUACCAUCCUACAAUCAAGCAACAUCAUAUAGAAGAGUUUGUUCCAACAAGUAAUGAUGAUUCAUUAUUGAUUGAAUUACGACGUGUGUUUAUUUCGGCAUUCUAUGAAUAUUAUAAAACUAUAGAACCACAAUUAAAUUUACCAACAGGUGAAACACUAUUAAAUUGGUUGGAAACAGCAUUUAAUGAAGAAGUUAAUGAAUUACUUUCUCAUCAAUGUCGUUGUUUUGUGAUAUACACACCUCCACCUUCAUCCGUUGUCGCUGGUUUUUUGACAAUAAAAGAAAGUAAAAUUGAUUCAAAUGGUAUAUACAUUUCUCAAUAUGCUGUGGAUCCAGUAUUCAAGCGACAAGGCUAUGGAUUGUGUCUUUUAAAAUAUCUUAGUACAGUUUUUCCUUCAGCAACAUCUUACACAUGUCUUUGUCGACGACUAAAUAAACCAGCAUUGAAAUUUUACGAACGAUGUGGAGCUACAUUCAUUGAUGAAGACCAACUUGUCACAAUGUAUGGAUACAGUCCUACCGAUUACAUUGGUUUACAAUUUAGUAGCAGUCAACUUAAAUCAUUAUGA